AGUACUCAUGGUAUUUUCUUUCUCAACAUCACCGGUAGCAGCUCAGUCUUGGAGCCCAGCACCAAAUAUUGUGCUCUGCCUCCCUUUAAUGGAAUGGGAAGGGACAGCAGAGCUCCUGAGGAGACUGUUGGGUGGGGGAAAAGGGUGGAAUAGAGGGAACCACAGAGGUUACGGGCCAGCACCUUGUGGGCAUCAUUUACACCUGCGGAAACUGAGUUAAAACACUACUGUCCAUGACGUUUCUGAGGUUGGCUAAUGAGCAAAAUUAUCUGCCAGAUCUUAAACAUAUUGAGGUGUGAUUCUAAGGUGAACACUCACAUUCUUUAGUCAGAUCGGUACAGUAUUUAUAUUCUCACUACUGAAGAGUAAAAGAUAACAUAUUUGGAUAGCUGUUAUCCCAAUUCUAUAGCUGUGGUACUCAAGUAAUAGACGAAGGAAGAAGAAGACUUUAUCAUUUUUAAUUGUGAAGAUAAGGAGCUCACUUAUGAAGUGGCACUGAAACAGAAACCUCAAUAGUGAAGGUCACCUCAUGAUGAAUUAUUCAACUGAGUCAAAUCUUCUCUCCACUUUUUAUGAUGAUUAUUAUCCUGAGUUGGGCUCCGUCUGCAGCACACAGAAUAUCAAGAUCUUUGGAUCAGUAUUUUUUCCAUUUCUUUACUGUGUGGUGUUCGUGUUCGGCCUGGUGGGAAACAGCUUGGUCAUUUGCGUUCUGAUAGUUUGCAAGAAACUGACCAGCAUGACUGAUGUGUAUUUGCUGAACCUCGCCAUCUCUGACCUGCUUUUUGUUUUAUCCCUCCCCUUCCUGGCUCAUUAUGCUUCAGACCAAUGGACUUUUGGAAACGCAAUGUGUAAAACAAUAUGUGGAGUUUACUACAUUGGCUUCUACAGCAGCAUAUUCUUCAUAACCCUCAUGAGCAUAGACAGGUACUUAGCUAUCGUCCAUGCUGUGUAUGCUCGGAGAGUUCGAACAACCGUGCUCAGCAUUGUUAUAAGCCUUGCCGUUUGGUCAGUGGCCAUUUUAGCUUCAAUACCAAAUAUUUUCUUUAUCCAAGAACUGAAUGAAGAUGGCAUUAUGAAGUGUGCUCCUUAUUACCAGGAUAAUAGGACUGCUUGGAAACUUGUAACCAAUUCUAAAGUCAAUGUUUUGGGUCUCUUGAUCCCGCUUGGCAUUCUCAUUUUCUGCUACUCCCACAUCUUGAAAAAUCUGCAGAGAUGCAUGAACCGAAACAAGUAUAAAGCGAUGAAGCUGGUGUUCGUUGUUGUGGUUGUGUUUUUCCUCUUCUGGGCACCCUUCAACAUUGCACUUUUUCUAGACUCUUUGCGAAGCCUGCACAUCAUAGAUGACUGCGAGACAAGCAAAAACCUAGACCUGGCCCUGCAGGUGACUGAAACCAUCUCCUUCAUCCACUGCUGCCUGAACCCAGUGAUCUAUGCUUUUGUGGGUGAAAAGUUCAAGAAAUACCUUCAGGAAAUACUCAGAAAGCAUGCAAGAUUCUUAUUGAUUUGCAAAGACCACAAUGUCUUUCAGAGUCACUAUAGUACCUCUUUCAUGCGCACCCAGUCCUCACAUUCAUCUGUGAUUGACCCUGUCAUGUAAAAUAGCAUGGGGCAAACACAACCAUUCAAGCAUGCGUUUGGUGUGUUAUAAGUAUCAGUGACUUUGAAAGCAAAUACUCCAGGCAGCUCAGUAAAUACAUUACUUCACAUUGUAGUUGGGAGGACUUAGCUUUCAAUUAAAGCUCUCUAUUACUCUAGUAAUGACUGUGGUAUUAAAGCUCAGACAAUGUUAUAAUUUGAGUGUCCUUAAAUAUAUCAAUUUUAGCUUCAUAUAUAUAAUAUGCUACCUUACAAGGAGAACCAGGCUGUUAUCAAUAUUAUUAUUUUUAAUCCUAACCCUCACUCAAGUGCUCAGGGACCUAUGGACAUGUAUAAGACAUAUAACUAUCAACCUAAUUUCUGAGCUUGGUUUUGUAGUAUAAUUCCAAUUAUCCAAAUUUCCUUUAUCCAAAAAUCCUAAUUACCCAAAUCUACAGUGUGUCCAUCUGGUAGCCCUGUGUUAGUUCAUCACACACACAUCUUCUCAAUUAGCCUCUUUCAAUCUGUAAGCUCUAAUCAACAGAUUUGUAUUUUGUAUAGCAAGUCUCAAUAAAGUUAUUUUUUUACUCUUUUUAAUAAAGUACAAAGUAUGAUGCUAACAUCACCAUUACUCCCUCUGUUCCCCGUAUUUCUGUAUCGGUGACAGUGCAUCUCAAAAUAGCACUUCUAUUUAUCCUAACACCUGGUUAGUCAAAAGAUUGAGAUGUUCCCCAAACCACUGGAAUUUAACAGUAAUGUAUGUUGUCACUGGUGGUUAAAAAAAAAAAGUUUCCUGAUGUAUACUGCUUUUUUUCUGGUUGUGUUCAAAAGCCCCUGUCAUAAAUAUAAAGGGAAGGGUAAACACCUUUAAAAUCCCUCCUGGCCAGAGGAAAAGCCCUUUCACCUGUAAAGGGUUAAGAAGCUAGGAUAACCUCGCUGGCACCUGACCAAAAUGACCAAUGAGGAGACAAGAUACUUUCAAAGCUGGAGCGGGGGAGGAACAAAGGGUCUGGGUCUGUCUUUGUGAUGCUUUUGCCGGGGACAGAACAGGAAUGGAGUCUUAGAAUUUAGUAAGUAAUCUAGCUAGAUAUGCGUGAGAUUAUGAUUUCUUUAAAUGGCUGAGGAAAUAAGAUGUGCUGAAUGGAAUGGAUAUUCCUGUUUUUGUGUCUUUUUGUAACUUAAGGUUUUGCCUAGAGCGAUUCUCUGUUUUGAAUCUAAUUACCCUGUAAGGUAUUUACAAUCCUGAUUUUAUAGAGGUGAUUCUUUUUACUUUUUCUUCUAUUAAAAUUUUUCUUUUAAGAAACUGAAUGUUUUUUCAUUGUUCUUAAGAUCCAAGGGUUUGGGUCUGUGGUCACGUAUGCAAAUUGGUGAGGAUUUUUACCAAACCUUCCCCAGGAAGAGGGGUGCAAGGUUUUGGUGAGGAUUUUGAGGGGAAAGACGUUUCCAAACAACUUUUUCCCAGUAACCGGUUAAAUGUUUGGUGGUGGCAGCGAAAGUCCAAGGGCAAAGGGUAAAAUAGUUUGUACCUUGGGGAAGUUUUAACCUAAGCUGGUAAAAGUAAGCUUAGGAGGUUUUCAUGCAGGUCCCCACAUCUGUACCCUAGAGUUCAGAGUGGGGAAGGAACCUUGACAGCCCCCAUUCUUAAAUAUGAACAAUAGAAACAGAGUUACAAACACCAAAGUUAUGAACUGACUGUUCAACCAUACACCUCAUUUGGAACCAGAAGUAUGCAAUAAGGCAGAAGCAGAGACAAAAAAUAUAAAAUAAAAAGCAAAUACAGCACAGUACUGUAUUAAACGUAAACUACUAAAAACAGUAAAGUUUUUUUAAAAAGAUUUGACAAGGCAAGGAAAAUGUUUCUGUGCUUGUUUCAUUUAAAUUAAGAUGGUUAAUAGCAGAAUUUUUCUUCUGCAUAGUAAAGUUUCAAAGCUGUAUUAAGUCAAUGUUCAGUUGUAAUCUUUUGAAAAAACAACCAUAAUGUUUUGUUCAGUGUUCCGAGCACUUCAGAGUUACGAACAACCUCCAUUCCUGAGGUGUUUGUAACUCUGAGGUUCUACCAUAUUUAAUAGUAUGUACUUGCUUUAAACACGUGGGUAAUGGAAGUAUGCUUACUCCUCAGAUUAAUUAUUACUUGUGAAUAGUUUAAUUUACAUUCCUGAGACAACUUGUAUGAGUAAAGGUUUCCAGGAAUUUGCUCUAACUGAGAAGACAAGGAGGAGUAUAUCUAAGGAUAUGUCUACACAACAAAGAAAACCCCACAGCUGAGACUGGGGCUCGCAGAGCUCAGGCUGUGGGGCUGUGUCAUUGCUGACUAGAUUUCUGGGCUUGCACUGGAGACUGAGCUCUAGGACCCUCCCAUCCCGCAGGGUCCUAGAGCAUGGGCUCCAGCCUGAGCCUGAAAGUCUAUACAGCAAUGAAACAGCCCUUCAACCCAAGCUCUGCAAGCCUGAGUCGGCUAGCACAGGCCAGCCGCAAGUGUCUGUUGCUGGGUGGACAUAUCGUAAAGCUCGAAAGCCUUAAAGAUGGUACUUAUGGCUGGUAGAAUCAGCAUUUCAAUGGUAUACUGAACAUUCAUCACACACUGUAUAUGAGUGGUACCAAACCUUUAAAAAAGGAAGGGCCACUUUAUUUAUGUUUCUGUUUUAGUUCAUCUGUGUCAUCUCCUGUUCUGUUUUUCUAUUUUCUUUCCUUUCCCAGUUUAUUAAAAAAAUAGACUGUGUACUUUUAAUGCCUUUCUAUUUUUUCCUCAUUUUUUGCUCCCCCAGCCCCAUAGAUCAGAAGGCACCUCAGGUUGCCGAUCAGAUGCGGAUAUAAUGAGAUUCCUGCGUGUACU
Chelonia mydas (Green sea turtle) is the source of this 4408-nucleotide messenger RNA. Its product is annotated as C-C chemokine receptor type 8. The record is from RefSeq and is a predicted model, not a curated record. The coding region runs from base 530 to 1597 and encodes 355 amino acids. Gene Ontology annotation, cellular component: membrane. Gene Ontology annotation, molecular function: chemokine receptor activity. The transcript has 2 exons. Lineage: Eukaryota; Metazoa; Chordata; Testudines; Cheloniidae. Gene Ontology annotation, biological process: immune response; chemotaxis; G protein-coupled receptor signaling pathway.